AUGGCGAACAUUACGGACCUUCUCAUGGCUCUGGGCAACCCGGAGCCGUCUAUCCGGGUGCCCGCAGAGACCGCUGUGAACAAUGCCAAGGAGACCGACCUCGCCACCUUCAUGACGACAAUGCUGCAGGAGUUCCGUGACGAAAACAAGCCGACCUUUGCCCGAAACAUGGCGGGCACGUUGCUGAAGAAUGCAGUGGCGCCAUCCUUGCGAGAAGUGGCGGCACGGCACGCGCUGGAGGAACGCUGGCGUGCCCUGCCUGGGGAUGUGCGGCUGCACAUCAAGAAUGAGGUUCUGAGUACUCUCGGCAGCCCCAAUCGCGAUGUGCGCACAGUCGCCGCCAACAUCGUUGGCAGUCUGGCUCGUAGCGAGCUGCCUUCCGGGGAGUGGCCACAGCUGAUGGGCAUCCUUGUCGGCGCAGCGCAGUCUGCCUCGGAGCAACACCAGGAGGCAGCCCUCACCGCCAUCGGCUACAUUUGCGAGGAGGGCAAGGAUCAUGAGGAAGUGGAGCAGGCGCUGAAACCGAGCACGACAGACGUGCUCUCUGUGAUUGUGCAGUGCAUGGCAAGCACCAACGAGGAUGUCAAGUUCAGCGCGACGAAUGCCUUGUGCAACGCGAUGGAGUACAUCCACGACAACAUGGACGUCCCGGAGCAACGCAGCUACCUCGUGACGGCGCUGUGUGAGACGGCGAAGUCGUGCACGACGGCGCGUACUCGAGAGCGCGCCAUGGAGAGCUUGGUCAAGGUGGCGGAGCUCUACUACUCGACGCUGCCGGACUACAUCGCGCGUCUCCACGAAAUCACCACGAAUGCAAUUUUUCACGACGAGGAGGCGGUGGGCCUGCAGGCUAUCCAGUUCUGGAUCUCGAUCUGCGAGCUGGAGCGGGACAUGAAGGAGGGUGGCGACGUGCAGUCAAGCCUGAACUACAGCGCGCAGGGGCUCACGUUCCUUGUCGACAUCUGCAAGCAGCUCCUCGUCCGGCAAGAAGAGGACCAGACGGAGGAUGACUGGAACCUCUCCGUGGCCGGUGGCAAGCUGCUGCAGAGCCUCGCCGAGGCCGUCGGUAUCCCCAUCCAGCGGCCCGUGAUGGAUUUUGUGUACGCCAACAUUAACAGCACAGAGUGGCGCAAACGCGAGGCAUCCGUGAUGGCGUUCGGGUGCAUCAUUGGAGUCCAGGAAACCGCGGCGCAGGAAGCCAUUCAGGACACUGUGGCGCAGGCGGUCCCCGGUCUCAUGGAGUACCUCCGCGACUCAAACGAGAUGGUGGCGGACACAAGUGCGUGGGUGCUGGCGCUCGUGUGCGAGAACUUCGUCGACAUCUUCCUGCAGACGCCCGAUCUGCUGCAGCGCUUAAUGAACGAUGUCGGUCCGAUGAUCGGCGGCGACAACGCGCGCAUGGGCGUUCGUGCGUGCCACAUCGUCAACAACAUCGCGCUGGCCUACGAGGAAGAGGAGGAUCAGCAGACAAACGAAAUUUCGCGCUACUACGGUGACCUUGUCGUCGUUCUUCUGCACGCCAUCGACCACGGGGCCACGAACGACUUCAAGAGCGCUGCUCAAGAGACGCUGAAUGCCCUCGUAGACGCGGCCGCGAACGACUGCUGCAGCGCCUACCUAAUUCAAUUGCCUCAAGAACUGCUAGCACGCAUGGGCCCGCAGCUCAACACGCUGCGGCAGUCCAGCGGCGACAACAUUGAAGCGGAGGCGAUGAUGGGCCUGCUCUGCGGUGCGCUCUCGGCCCUUGCGCGCAAGCUGGGUCAGAGCUUUAUGCCAUUCCUAGACACUUCCAUGCAAGCCCUCAUUCAGGUGAUCGAGCUCCCCACCGACUACGUGCAACAGGAGGCACUGGUGGCCAUUGGCAGUAUCGCCUACGUUGCCAAGGAGCAACUGGCGCCCUACCUGGCGAAGGUCAUUCCGCACGUACUGAAGUACUUGCAGGCCUUCGACGAACCGGACAGCAUCUACGGUGUGGUGGCUGCGGUGGGCGACCUCAGUCUCUCCUGCCGCCUCUCGCUGCUGCCCUUCGAGUCCGAUAUCAUGAACACCCUGUACGUCAACCUCACGAACACCGAGGUGGAUCGUGAGCUCAAGUGCUCGUUUCUCAGCUGCUUUAGCGACUUUAUCCUCAACGUGCUGGGCAGCGAGCGUUUCAAGCCGUACAUGGCCGCGCUGCUGCCGCUGGUGGACCAACUCUUCCGCGCCAGCUGCGAGAUCGACAUCCGCGGUGACCCAGAAGGCGAGGAGUACGUGAUGAGCCUCUGGGAGACGACCGCCUCCUUCUACUCCUCCGUCACCCAGUGCUUCAAGAGCAGUGACGUGGAUGCCUUGGCCCCGUACCUGGCAAACAUUUUGAGCUUUGCCCUUCACGCCGCCACGAACGCCGGCGAGUUCGAGGAGACGCAGAUGGCGGCACUCAUGGUCAUUGGUGACAUGGCAUCGGUGCUGCGCCACGUACCCGAUCCGCAGAUGCGGGCGCAGGCGAAGCAGGCGCUGCUGGCAGACGCCGUGAACGGCGCUCUGAACCAAGCGCUGUGCAGCAGUACCUCUGAGGACAACAAGAAGCAGCUAAAGUGGAUCCGGAAUCAGCUGAGUCACCUCCAACGCUCAUGA
Molecule: messenger RNA, 2613 nt
Organism: Leishmania mexicana MHOM/GT/2001/U1103
Lineage: Eukaryota; Euglenozoa; Kinetoplastea; Trypanosomatida; Trypanosomatidae
Product: putative importin beta-1 subunit
Exons: 1
Coding region: 1-2613 (870 amino acids)
Biological process (GO): protein import into nucleus
Cellular component (GO): cytoplasm; nucleus
Molecular function (GO): nuclear import signal receptor activity; small GTPase binding
Source: RefSeq, a predicted model, not a curated record